AGAGCUGCUUCAAGAUUGGUCGGCUCGUGUUCCUCUACCCUCCCUUCUCGAGGCUUCCGCUUCCUGUUCGGACGGACGCUCCGGCAGUAACAAUGAUCGGGGACAUCCUGCUGUUUGGGACGCUGUUGAUGAACGCCGGGGCGGUGCUCAACUUUAAGCUGAAAAAGAAGGACACGCAAGGCUUUGGGGAGGAGUCGAGGGAGCCCAGCACAGGUGACAACAUCCGGGAGUUCUUGCUGAGCCUCAGAUAUUUUCGAAUCUUCAUCGCCCUAUGGAAUGUCUUCAUGAUGUUCUGCAUGAUCGUGCUCUUUGGCUCCUGAGCUCCAGGUACAGAACCGGAAACACACCUUCUCAGAUUGUCUCUUCCUCCAUUCCUGACGACUUCAAGAAUGUUUCUGACCAGAAAACCAGUGACCUUCCCAGAAAGUCCAAGCUUGUGGUGGGUGGAAAAAAUGUUCACCAAGAUGAACACAGUUUCCCAGCCACGUCACUGUUUUCUUUUCAAAGAUAUUUUCACUUUGAUCUCUGCCUUGAAAUGCUGUCUACUUAAAAGAGUUUGAAGAGUGUUUAUGUGAGGGGCUGUGGUAUCUAGAUUGUUUAAUCAGAUCAGAAUCCCUCUUCUACCAAACUUUCACCCAUCUGGGUAUUUAUUGGUUUAUUUUUAAUAACCAUCCUUUUUCGGUUCAAAUUAUACAGAUUUUUAAAAAUCUUUUGUAUCCAGGGAUCUGAAGCAGAAAGGUUGGCUUUUAAGUUUGAUGCAGCCUCUUAUUGGACUGCAUUUGUGAGGAAUGAACAAGUUCAUUGUUGCUGGGUCUGUGUCCAAAUUCCUUCCCCAUCCCAAUGGGCUCUGCUGGGCCACUCCAUGCUGCUGAAGUUGUCCCCAGGACUUGAAGGGUGAAGUAACUUAUGGGUUCCUGUGGAAGAGAGGUGCAGAGCAGUUGGCAGGGCGGAUGGGGGUUUUAUGAGAAACUUUGCCUUGCCUUGAAGCCCUCUAUUAAAGUAACUUUUGGGGCCAUUAAUUGUAUAGUUUUUAGAAUGAGAGUGAUUUAUGUGGUGAUAUUGGGACCCAGUUCUGAAAGCUUGGGUUUUGGGGUCUGCUUUUCAAGUGGAUGAUUUCAAGUUUGAAAAACAAGCCUCAUUGGAGGAAAUACAGCAUUUUGCAUAGAAGCUUCUUUGAAAGGGAGUCCUGGUUUAAUCGCCAGCAUGACACUUGGGUGGUCAGUGCCUGGAUCCUACAGCUGUUUGAUUUGUUUGUUGUGGUUUUUGAAAUCCUAACUUGCAGGUAACCUGGUAGGAGGAAAGAAUAAACAUGCAGGCUCUUAGAACUAAAGAGCAUUGAAAAUAAAGCUCAUUUCUAAAAAGGA
Molecule: messenger RNA, 1364 nt
Organism: Delphinapterus leucas (beluga whale)
Lineage: Eukaryota; Metazoa; Chordata; Mammalia; Artiodactyla; Monodontidae
Gene: SMIM7
Product: small integral membrane protein 7
Source: RefSeq, a predicted model, not a curated record